Molecule: messenger RNA, 1239 nt
Organism: Penicillium odoratum
Lineage: Eukaryota; Fungi; Ascomycota; Eurotiomycetes; Eurotiales; Aspergillaceae
Exons: 1
Coding region: 1-1239 (412 amino acids)
Source: RefSeq, a predicted model, not a curated record
AUGGACUCUGAAACAUUGUCCCCUCGCUGGGACAAUCCUCGGCUGUCAUCUUCUCCUUUCUCGCGGCCGGGAUGGUCCCGAUUAUCUCCAUCUUAUGCACCGCCAACCAGCGAUGCGGGUCCCUCACACCACGCGGAUUGGCGUCACUAUGAAUAUGCAUUAGACGAGUCAGAUAGAUCUUACAGAACAAGCGCCCUGCAUCAAAAUCACAGUUCACGGCCUUUGUCCCGACGAGACAGGUCUGUCAACCCUGCUACGUAUAGACAGCCGCACUCUGUACCAUCACAGCCUGUUCUUGUCAGAGCAUAUUCCGGCAAUGCGGAGGGUUCAACUGCAAGGUCGUCUAAUAUGUCUUCGCGCCGACUGUUCCCGUUUACGGGUUCAAAGAGUUCGGCCCACUCUCGCCCACCGGGCCCGCCUCUCCCCUCGGACAAAGAUUUCAGUAUCGAAAGUAUACUGCAGGCUAUCGAGCCCGAUAUCCGUGGGACCCUAGAUUCCAUUGCCGAUAUAUGUGGACGAAGCAAGCUUAGUCUUGCUAAUGAAUAUGGUAGCCAUAUUGCACCCCUCGGUGAAAUCCGAGCACCCCCAAGUGGCCUGGUGCCCGUCGAAGAAGUUAGCACGAGUGAAGAACGGCGUGAUGAAGGCGUCGUGAUAUUUGAUGAUGAUCUUAACAUCAUGGAAGCUGGUCGUGACACGAAUCCUUUUUCCUUCUACCGAUAUCUUGAGAAUCUGCGGCAAGCUGCAUCGGCGUUGGAGCGAAAUGGAGAUCCUGGUCCGCCAGGAUUGGCACAGCCGACCCCUGCACGACCUACGGCUCCAGAUAAUUCCGCUAUCGUAACGGAGGCGGAUGCGAUAAAUCUGCCAAAUACUCGAGAAUUUGUUUCAAGACCGAAGCACUCGGGUCGAGACCUACUGGCUAAGCACGUCACCUCGGAGGAUGAGUCUGCGCCACAAGACAUUGUGACCCAUGCUGUCGUCUCCGAGGUGCAUCUGGAUGCCCAGGCAGACGAAGGACAUGCGGUUGGUGAUAUUGGUGGUCCUACUAUGAGUUCUGCCUCUAGACACCCAAAUCAGACGUGGCAAGCACCUGAUUUUAUACGCUCUCUACUUGGCUGGCAGCGCUGGACUGCACGGGUAGCUGGACCAGAGAAUCAGCCUGCUUUACAAUCAGCUGAGAGUCGUUUACGAGCUAUGUUACAACAAGCAGCGGGUGACAGAACUAUUUCUUCGUUGCCGUAG